Messenger RNA from Dioscorea cayenensis subsp. rotundata (Guinea yam), 1036 nucleotides. Its product is annotated as probable xyloglucan endotransglucosylase/hydrolase protein 6. Gene Ontology annotation, cellular component: apoplast; cell wall. Gene Ontology annotation, molecular function: xyloglucan:xyloglucosyl transferase activity; hydrolase activity, hydrolyzing O-glycosyl compounds. The transcript is spliced from 4 exons. The record is from RefSeq and is a predicted model, not a curated record. The coding region runs from base 29 to 892 and encodes 287 amino acids. Gene Ontology annotation, biological process: cell wall biogenesis; xyloglucan metabolic process. NCBI's taxonomy places the organism in Eukaryota, Viridiplantae, Streptophyta, Magnoliopsida, Dioscoreales, Dioscoreaceae.
CAUCUCUACUUUGCAAGUUAAGUUAUAUAUGAAAAUGGGAGGCAUGAAGACUACCAUCUCAUUCAUCCUCCAUCUCCUCCCAUGUCUCGUCUUUGUCGGAGCUCGUCCAGCAACUUUUAACGAUGAUUUUCGUGUUACUUGGGAGGAAUCUCAUAUCAAGCAAAUCCAAGGUGGCUCGGCCAUUCAAUUAAUCCUCGACCGAUCAUCUGGAUGUGGUUUUGCGUCUAAACAUCAGUAUUUGUUUGGUCGAGUGAGCAUGAAGAUAAAACUAGUCCCUGGAGAUUCUGCUGGAACUGUCACUGCUUUCUAUAUGAACUCUGACACGGAUAAUAUUCGCGAUGAAUUGGACUUCGAGUUCUUGGGCAAUCGGACCGGGCAGCCAUACACAGUACAAACCAAUGUGUACGCACACGGAAAAGGCGAUCGCGAGCAACGGAUCAAUCUCUGGUUCGAUCCGGCUAUCGAUUUUCACACUUACACUAUUCUCUGGAAUCCUUAUCAUAUCGUGUUUUCUAUCGACGAUAUACCGAUUAGAGAAUACAAAAACAAUGAAGCUAAAGGUAUCCCUUACCCUAAAACACAACCGAUGGGAAUCUAUUCGACAUUGUGGGAAGCCGAUGAUUGGGCCACAAGAGGUGGGUUGGAGAAGAUAGACUGGAGCAAAGCACCAUUUUAUGCUUAUUACAAGGAUUUCGACGUCGAGGGAUGUUGGAUGCCUGGUCCGAAAAGUUGUAUUACGAACCCAAACAAUUGGUGGGAGGGUCAGGCUUAUCGCCAACUUGAUGCCGUCCAACAGAAGAAGUAUCAAUGGGUGCGAACCAACCAUAUGAUCUAUGACUAUUGUACCGAUAAGUCUCGCUAUCCGAUCACCCCGCCGGAAUGCAUAGCUUGAUUUCGAAGCUUAAGUUCUUGUCCUAAUUAUCAUAAUUAUCAAUCGAUGAGUCUCAAUCUAAGAACGUGCUUCAUUUACUUAUGUAAUAUUUAUGGAUGUACUCCAAUUAGUUUCUUUAAUUUAUCAAAAUCAUCUCUCUAUCUA